AUGAAUCCGCUCCUACUCCAAUCACGCGAUGAACAACCAACUCAAAUUUUAGAAUAUAGUACACUUCAAUAUAUAGAUCCACGAUCGUUAGAUAUGUAUCAAACAUCACAGACUUUUACAGAUCCGCUAUCAUCUCAUAUAGAUCCAAUUACUCCGAUUCGGCGUCAUAAACGAAAAAGAGCACAAACAACGAGACCUUACGAAAAGCGAACACAUGCUUUGGUCGCAUGCGAUUCGUGUCGUAAAUUACGCCUAAGAUGUGAAAAGAAAGAGGAUUCUGAUUUUUGCGUUAGAUGUAUUGAUAGAAACAAAGAGGAUUGUAUAUUUAAUCAAGGAAGAAAAAGAGGUCGAAAACCUGGUAGCAAGAACAAACAAAAGUUUUAG
Entrophospora candida is the source of this 384-nucleotide messenger RNA. The record is from the annotation of a GenBank genome assembly. NCBI's taxonomy places the organism in Eukaryota, Fungi, Glomeromycota, Glomeromycetes, Entrophosporales, Entrophosporaceae.